This is a messenger RNA of Colletotrichum navitas, 904 nucleotides long. RefSeq lists its product as uncharacterized. The record is from RefSeq and is a predicted model, not a curated record. Lineage: Eukaryota; Fungi; Ascomycota; Sordariomycetes; Glomerellales; Glomerellaceae. The transcript has a single exon. The coding region runs from base 111 to 704 and encodes 197 amino acids.
UCUGUCAGCUCUCAUCUGUCAGCCCUCACUUUCUUUCCCGACCCCGGCCGGCUAGUUUUUAGCAUCUUGCGUCCCCCAUUGUCUCCUCGAAGUCUUAGGCGCCUGCUCCAAUGAGAGGGGAUCUGACUUAUGAGCUAUUUGUACUCGGCGCGCUAGCACGUAACGGCGAUUCCAAAGCUACGCUGACGCUGCGCCUGUCAUGCAGACACACCAGUAUCCCACGCCUCUUUCUCCAGAAACGCACGUGUAAGAAACGUUCCACCACGAGGCAACAAAUCCCAGCACUGCGUUUGUUACUGAAUGCGUACAGCCAUACACGCCUCCUCCCAUCUCGCAACACUUUUUUUUUAACGCACCAAAUGACAACAAGCCCACGGAUGCGGAUGACCGUCCCUCAUCCGCAAGAUCCAGAGUCUCUAGCUGAUGCCCGUCCUCUUCAUUCAACGAGGACGAUGACUGGCAACCAUUACCUCAUGCUGCAGCUUGUGAGGACCGAGAUGCCGCGCACCGGUUGGUGUUUGGUUCAUCCCGAUCCAAACACCUUCGGAACAAAAACCACCCAAAGAACAAUGAUCCUUGCAUGCUGUGUUGGUACCAUUCGUUAUGGGUGGGCCAUCUCCACCAGUUGUCGUAUCCCAUCCUCAUGGCUGUCAAGUAAAUUGAGAUCCUUGUCCUCUUCCUGGGCCGCUCCUCGUUCAGACUGACUCUGUUCAAUGCUAAACUUCCCUGUCAGCGCGCCUAUUCCGCUACUAUGGUAUGUCGAUGGUGAUGAUGAUGAUGGUGGUCCAUACAACUUACAAGUACUCCGUACCCUCACUCCAACGAACGAUUCUUAGCACGAACUGUCGAGAUCCGCAUGUUCAUCCGACUACCACGGCCAAGACCAUGGUGAGAGUCUUUGCCA